Stylophora pistillata is the source of this 834-nucleotide messenger RNA. RefSeq lists its product as uncharacterized. Gene Ontology annotation, molecular function: calcium ion binding. The record is from RefSeq and is a predicted model, not a curated record. Gene Ontology annotation, cellular component: plasma membrane; protein-containing complex. Gene Ontology annotation, biological process: establishment or maintenance of epithelial cell apical/basal polarity; heterophilic cell-cell adhesion. Lineage: Eukaryota; Metazoa; Cnidaria; Anthozoa; Scleractinia; Pocilloporidae.
UGACGUUGGAGCCAUCCCCACGCAUAUCGCAGAAAAGCUGUCGGAACAAGAUUGCAGUCUCUAAAAAGGAAAAGUUUCAGCUUCAAGUGCGUACAAAAAGAAAUAUGAAGUCCUCUUCUUGUAUCUUCACACUGCUAAUUUUGUGCGCGAAUAUAUCUUGUGUCACGGGUUGGUGUAAUCCUGAAAAGAGGACAGACAAUCCCCAUGGUCGCUGCUGUGUCUUUCCUUUUGUUUAUGGAGGAAAGACAUACAACUCUUGCACAAAAGUCGCUCAUCACAGAUUGUGGUGUUCAUUAGACAAAGUUUACAAAGGACAUUGGGCUAACUGCGUGAACCCAUGUACAAACAACCCUUGUCAAAAUGGAGGAGUCUGCACAGUAACUGGAGAUGACUCUUACAGCUGUAACUGUGCUGAGGGAUAUCAUGGAAACAGGUGUGAAAAAGGGCUCCCUUGUUCACCUGGCAAAAAGACAGACAACCCGCAUGGCCGCUGCUGUGUUUUUCCUUUUGUGUAUAGAGGGAAGAAGUACGAAUCUUGUACCAAAGUCGCUCAUCACAGAUUGUGGUGUUCAUUAGACAAAGUUUACAAAGGACAUUGGGCUAACUGCGGUAAACAAUAAAAUCAGGAAUUUGGCUGUGAAGAAAGGGUCAACAAAGAUAUGCAGCGAUACAAUAAAGACAUGGAAUGUAAUAAGUCGUUCUACCUGAUUAAAUUGAAAAUCUUGUGUUAAGGGUUUAUAUCAUUAAAGGGUUACAUUUUAUUUGAUCGUUUUUCAUUAAAGGAUAUGUAGGGCUUAACGGUAAAAUAAAAAAAACGCGAUACGAAUAGGUUGA